Molecule: messenger RNA, 1578 nt
Organism: Thermothielavioides terrestris NRRL 8126
Lineage: Eukaryota; Fungi; Ascomycota; Sordariomycetes; Sordariales; Chaetomiaceae
Exons: 2
Coding region: 120-1250 (376 amino acids)
Biological process (GO): retrograde vesicle-mediated transport, Golgi to endoplasmic reticulum
Cellular component (GO): Golgi apparatus; membrane
Source: RefSeq, a predicted model, not a curated record
AAAGUUGGGGCCAGCCACGCAGCUCCCGUCGCGAAACAGGAGAGAAGAGUCGCCAGAUCACGUCCCCAAACUUCAGAUCAGGCGCCGACCCGACAACCGAACCUCAACCCGCUGCCACCAUGCCGCCCCGAUUAAACAUCCCGCCGGUAACGCGCAUCGUGCUCAUUGUGCUGGGGCUGCAGUCGGUGCUGAGCGCAGCAAUCCGCUACCGCCAGUGGACGGCCAACUCGGAGAUCGUCAUCCCCUACCUCAACCUCGUGCCGCAGCUGUCGCUCGUCUACCCCUGGACCUUCCUCACAACAACGCUCGUCGAGAACAACGUCUUCACCUUAUCCAUUGCCGGUCUCACUCUCUACCAUGGUGGCCGCUAUCUGGAGCGGGCCUGGUCCUCGCGGGAGUUCGCCAAAUUCCUCCUCAUCGCCUCUCUCAUUCCCAACCUGCUUUGUUUCGGCACUACGAUUGUGUUUUUCGCCCUGACGCGCAACGAGAGCUGGACGCUCAUGCCCAUCGCCGGCACCAUUCCCCUUCAAAUCUCUUUUCUCGUCGCUUUCAGCCAACUCGUCCCUGCGCACACCGUGACCCUUUUCAGGGGCCUCCUUUCGCUACGCGUUCCUCGCUUCCCGCUGUUGUACAUUGGCCUCGUUACGCUCCUUUGCCUUACGCCCAUGCUCACCAUCGUCUCCUUCCUCCUCGCCGUGUACGGGUUCCUCGUCAGCUGGACCUACCUGCGCUUCUACAAGGUCGCCUUCCCCGACCUCGACACCUCUCAGCCGAGCUCUCUUCGCGGAGAUGCCAGCGAAACCUUCGCCAUUGCCGAGUUCUUCCCCGGUCCCGUGCGGCCGUUCGUCUCCGCCAUUUCCACCCAGGUGUUCAACGUGCUUGUGGCCAUGCGCCUCUGCGUACCCUUCAGUCCAGCCGAUAUCUCAGCUGCGCGCGGCGAUCACCACCACGGCUUCUCGCACCGCGGUGCGCCGGGUAGUGCUCGCGCUGAGGCCGAAAGGAGGAGGGCGCUUGCGCUGAGGGCGCUUGAUCAGCGUCUACACGCCGCCACUGCGAAUGCUGCUGCCCGCGCGCAGAGCGCUCCGGUGCCGCCGGCUGUCGCGCCCCCUGUCCCCACGGCGACGGGGCCCACCGUGCAGAACCAACCGCAGGUGACACCACCAAACGCCAUGACGGCGCAAGCCGCCGGCGGCAGCGGGCUGCUGGGCGAGACGAACUACAAUCCGGAUGCCGAUUCGAACGGCUCGUGAGGGCAGAGUUGUGAGCGUGCGAGCGUGAAUCAUCUCUCCGCUGCUUCAGCAAUUUCUCGCUUGCUCCCUUCCGGUUGUCCCAGGCACGGGGAGCUUCUUGGAGCGAAGCCAGGUUGAACGCAUACUUUUUACGAUCACGUCCCUAAUCAGCAGGCGAGUCCUUUUGGGAAAGCUCCGCUUCGGAGUUGGAGUUAUACAAAGACGGGGGGUUCUUGCAGGGUCGCGUGGCUUUUGACCUUUGGGAACGGGAGCGCAACCGGUACCUGCCUACGGAGCGGCGAGUUACUGUCACGAACUGAUGUCGACCCCCCUUGCUGGGUCAGGAUUC